Molecule: messenger RNA, 8586 nt
Organism: Coregonus sp. 'balchen'
Lineage: Eukaryota; Metazoa; Chordata; Actinopteri; Salmoniformes; Salmonidae
Source: the annotation of a GenBank genome assembly
GAAAUCCGAAACCAAGCCAGUGAAUAUUCAUACAAAAUGGCAAAACUUCCAGAGAAUCGGAAUCUAAACCGAUAUAGAGAUGUCAGUCCCUGUAAGUAUUUUGUCUAACUAUAAUUUAUGAAGUACCCUACACUAGUCAUCAUUGUGAUGAAUACUUGCACCUCGACGAUUAUCAAUAGUUUUAAUUUACACAUUUAAAUAUAUUUGUCUCUGGUUACAGAUGAUCACAGUCGUGUUAAACUUGAACAUUCUGAAAAUGACUACAUCAAUGCUAGUUUAGUCGUGGUGGAGGAAGCCCAAAGAACCUAUAUUCUAUCCCAGGUAAGUGCAGACAAGUAGCUCAGACUUUCAUUCAUUAUGUACUGAUCAUGUAAAUUAGACUUUCACAAAAAUGUACUAAUGAUUAUGGAUCUACAUUUGAGGAUUGGUCUGUGUUUUAAGUUGGUGAAUAAGCAGUGUGUUGUGUUUUCUCCCAAAGGGACCCCUGAGGAACACCUGUGGUCACUUCUGGUUGAUGAUUUGGGAGCAGAACUCCAAAGCCGUUAUAAUGCUGAACAGAAUCAUAGAGAAGGGAUCUGUAAGUAGCCUACAUAAAUGUUAUAAUGCUGAACAGAAUCCUAGAAAAGGCAUCUGUAACUACAGUACAUUGGCAUCCCUCUCUGACAGACAAGCCUAUGCAUUAGGUUUACACCACACUCUAGGCCACACAACCAAGUGUGGACCAACACACCGCUGUUCAUUGUAUCUCUGUCCAGGGUACUGUGAUCAUCAUGCACAAAUAGACCAUGUAGCUACAGUAGCUAGUUAGCCAUCCCAUCAGGCGUUCAGGUUGGGCUAAUCACUAAUGUAUUGUCCCCCAACAGGAGAAGUGUGCUCAGUACUGGCCCACAGCUGAGGAACACCAGUUGUGUUACACUGACACAGGGUUUGUUGUGACGCUGGUGAAAGAAGAGGACAAGUCCUACUACAUCAUACGAGUGCUGGAGCUGAGGAAUACAGAGGUGAGCACUGCUUCUCCAUUGACUCUGUGUGAUGAAGUUGUUGUUAGCACAGUCACUGUAUUAAAAUGACAUUCCUUCUCCAGACAGGACAAACCAGAGAGAUAUACCACUUUCACUACACCACCUGGCCUGACUUUGGCGUCCCAGAAUCCCCGGCGUCCUUCCUCAACUUCCUGGUCAAGGUGCGGGAGUCUGGCUCAUUGGGGGCGGAGCAUGGGCCCGCCGUGGUCCACUGCAGCGCUGGGAUUGGACGCUCUGGGACCUUCUCAUUGGUUGACACGUGUCUCAUCCUGGUAAUAUCAAUACUUCCUGUUUUACGUUCUAAUUGAACGCCCUACUUGGUAUGAAACCAGACUAGCGUCCUGUUCAGGGGGUGUACUUGGACAUGAAGCUUGCUCACGCUACAGACACAGGAGAUUCUGUCUCGGACAAGGCUUGCUACUUGGUAUUUAAGAUCAGCUCCUGGUCAAACUGUAUUUCUCACCUGUGUCUCCAGUCUAAAUUCACUGUUCAGCAUUAUGUAGACCAGGCAGUCUUCACUUGUCACUGAUGUUGAAGGUGAAGUCAUACUCUCUCUCCUGUCUAGAUGGACACUCACUGUAACUCUCUCUUUCUCCUGUCUAGAUGGACACUCACUGUAACUCUCUCUCUCUCCUGUCUAGAUGGACACUCACUGUAACUCUCUCUUUCUCUGUCUAGAUGGACACUCACUGUAAACUCUCUCUUUCUCAUGUCUAUAAUAAUAAUAAUAAUAUGCAUUUAGCAGACGCUUUAUCCAAAGCGAAUUACAGGAGUCUGUGCGAUACAUUUUUUACGUAUGGGUGGUCCCGGGGAUCGAACCCACUACCCUGGCGUUACAAGCGCCAUGCUCUACCAAUUGAGCUACAGAGGACCACCAACUCUCUCUCUCUCCUGUCUAGAUGGACACUCACUGUAACUCUCUCUUUCUCUGUCUAGAUGGACACUCACUGUAACUCUCUCUUUCUCCUGUCUAGAUGGACACUCACGGUAACUCUCUCUUUCUCCUGUCUAGAUGGACACUCACUGUAACUCUCUCUUUCUCCUGUCUAGAUGGACACUCACUGUAACUCUCUCUCUCUCCUGUCUAGAUGGACACUCACUGUAACUCUCUCUCAAUUCAGUUCAAUUUAAGGGCUUUAUUGGCAUUUGAAAUGUAUGUUAACAUUGCCAAAGCAAGUGAAGUAGAUAAUAAACAAAAGUGAAAUAAACAAUAAAAAGUGAACAGUAAACAUUACACUCAGAAGUUCCAAAAGAAUAAAGACAUUUCAAAUGUCAUUAUGUCUAUAUACGGUGUUGUAAUGAUGUGCAAAUAGUACAAAAAGGGAAAAUAAAUAAACAUAAAUAUAGGUUGUAUUUACAAUGGUGUUUUUUCUUCACUGGUUGCUAUUUUCUCAUGGCAACAGGUCACAAAUCUUGCUGCUGUGAUGGCACACUGUGGUAUUUCACCCAAUAGAUAUGGGAGUUUAUCAAAAUUGGGUUUGUCUUCAAAUUCUUUGUGGAUCUGUGUAAUAUGAGGGAAAUAUGUGUCUCUAAUAUGGUCAUACAUUUGGCAGGAGGUUAGGAAGUGCAGCUCAGUUUCCACCUCAUUUUGUGGGCAGUGUGCACAUAGCCUGUCUUCUCUUGAGAGCCAGGUCUGCCUACGGUGGCCUUUCUCAAUAGCAAGGCUAUGCUCACUGAGUCUACAUAGUCAAAGCUUUCCUUAAGUUUGGGUCAGUCACAGUGGUCAGGUAUUCUGCCACUGUGUACUCUCUGUUUAGGGCCAAAUAGCAUUCUAGUUUGCGCUGUUUUUUUGUUAAUUCUUUCCAAUGUGUCAAGUAAUUAUCUUUUUGUUUUCUCAUGAUUUGGUUGGGUCUAAUUGUGUUGCUGUCCUGGGGCUCUGUGGGGUCUGUUUGUGUUUGUGAACAGAGCCCCAGGACCAGCUUACUUAGGGGACUCUUCUCCAGGUUCAUCUCUCUGUAGGUGAUGGCUUUGUUAUGGAAGGUUUGGGAAUCGCUUCCUUUUAAAUGGUUAUAGAAUUUAACGGCUCUUUUCUGGAUUUUGAUAAUUAGCGGUAAUCGGCCUAAUUCCGCUCUGCAUGCAUUAUUUGGUGUUUUUUGUUGUACACGGAGAUGUACACUCACUGUAACUCUCUCUCUCUCCUGUCUAGAUGGACACUCACUGUAACUCUCUCUCUCUCCCUCUCGGCUAGAUGGACACUCACUGUAACUCUCUCUCUCUCUCCCAUCUAGAUGGACACUCACUGUAACUCUCUCUCUCUUUCUCUCGGCUAGAUGGACACUCACUGUAACUCUCUCUCUCUUUCUCUCGGCUAGAUGGACACUCACUGUAACUCUCUCUCUCUCUCUCCCUCUCGGCUAGAUGGACACUCACUGUAACUCUCUCUCUCUCCCAUCUAGAUGGACAUUCACUUUAACUCUCUCUUUCUCCCUCUCCUGUCUAGAUGGACCCUCACUGUAACUCUCUCUCUCUCUCGGCUAGAUGGACACUCACAGUAACUCUCUCUCUCCUGUCUAGAUGGAUAAGAGGAAGGACCCUUUGUCGGUGGACAUCCAGAGGGUUCUGCUGGACAUGAGGGAGUACAGGAUGGGUCUGAUCCAGACUCCUGACCAGCUACGUUUCUCCUACAGGGCUGUCCUGGAGGGAGCCAAGUACAUCGUGGGAGACUGCUCUGCGCAGGUAGGGAGACUUCUCUGCACACACUGUAACUAGUGUAAGGGAUGAGUACUGUGUCAAUGUGAAACUAUUUGGGGGGGGGGGGGGGGGGGGGUUGUGACUCCUCUGUACAGGGUCAUACUGUAUGGGAGGGAAGAGUACUGUCAGUGUGAAAUUAGACAUUAGCAGAACUGUGACUUUCUUCAUUGAGGGACAAUAUGUGCUCACUCCUUGCCACACAAUGUGCUACGCCUAUACAGUGAGGGGAAAAAAGUAUUUGAUCCCCUGCUGAUUUUGUACGUUUGGCCACUGACAAAGAAAUGAUCAGUCUUACAUUUUAAUGGUAGGUUUAUUUGAACAGUGAGAGACAGAAAAAAGCAUGUAAAAAAUGUUAUGAAUUGAUUUGCAUUUUAAUGAGGGAAAUAAGUAUUUGACCCCCUCUCAAUCAGAAAGGUUUCUGGCUCCCAGGUGUCUUUUGUACAGGUAACGAGCUGAGAUUAGGAGCACACUCUUAAAGGGAGUGCUCCUAAUCUCAGCUUGUUACCUGUAUAAAAGACACCUGUACACAGAAGCAAUCAAUCAAUCAGAUUCCAAACUCUUCACCAUGGCCAAGACCAAAGAGCUCUCCAAGGAUGUCAGGGACAAGAUUGUAGACCUACACAAGGCUGGAAUGGGCUACAAGACCAUCGCCAAGCAGCUUGGUGAGAAGGUGACAACAGUUGGUGCGAUUAUUCGCAAAUGGAAGAAACACAAAAGAACUGUCAAUCUCCCUCGGCCUGGGGCUCCAUGCAAGAUCUCACCUCGUGGAGUUGCAAUGAUCAUGAGAACGGUGAGGAAUCAGCCCAAAACUACACGGGAGGAUCUUGUCAAUGAUCUCAAGGCAGCUGGGACCAUAGUCACCAAGAAAACAAUUGGUAACACACUACGCCGUGAAGGACUGAAAUCCUGCAGCACCCGCAAGGUCCCCCUGCUCAAGGAAGCACAUAUACAGGGCCGUCUGAAGUUUGCCAAUGAACAUCUGAAUGAUUCAGAGGAGAACUGGGUGAAAGAGUUGUGGUCAGAUGAGACCAAAAUUGAGCUCUUUGGCAUAAACUCAACUCGCCGUGUUUGGAGGAGGAGGAAUUCUGCCUAUGACCCCAAGAACACCAUCCCCACCGUCAAACAUGGAGGUGGAAACAUUAUGCUUUGGGGGUGUUUUUCUGCUAAGGGGACAGGACAACUUCACCGCAUCAAAGGGACGAUGGACGGGGCCAUGUACCGUCAAAUCUUGGGUGAGAACCUCCUUCCCUCAGCCAGGGCAUUGAAAAUGGAUCGUGGAUGGGUAUGCCAGCAUGACAAUGACCCAAAACACACGGCCAAGGCAACAAAGGAGUGGCUCAAGAAGAAGCACAUUAUGGUCCUGGAGUGGCCUAGCCAGUCUCCAGACCUUAAUCCCAUAGAAAAUCUGUGGAGGGAGCUGAAGGUUCAAGUUGCCAAACAUCAGCCUCGAAACCUUAAUGACUUGGAGAAGAUCUGUAAAGAGGAGUGGGACAAAAUCCCUCCUGAGAUGUGUGCAAACCUGGUGGCCAACUACAAGAAACGUCUGACCUCUGAUUGCCAACAAGGGUUUUACCACCAAGUACUAAGUCAUGUUUUGCAGAGGGGUCAAAUACAGUGGGGGAAAAAAGUAUUUAGUCAGCCACCAAUUGUGCAAGUUCUCCCACUUAAAAAGAUGAGAGGCCUGUAAUUUUCAUCAUAGGUACACGUCAACUAUGACAGACAAAAUGAGAGAAAAAAUCCAGAAAAUCACAUUGUAGGAUUUUUAAUGAAUUUAUUUGCAAAUUAUGGUGGAAAAUAAGUAUUUGGUCAAUAAGAAAAGUUUCUCAAUACUUUGUUAUAUACCCUUUGUUGGCAAUGACACAGGUCAAACGUUUUCUGUAAGUCUUUUUCACACACUGUUGCUGGUAUUUUGGCCCAUUCCUCCAUGCUGAUCUCCUCUAGAGCAGUGAUGUUUUGGGGCUGUCGCUGGGCAACAGACUUUCAACUCCCUCCAAAGAUUUUCUAUGGGGUUGAGAUCUGGAGACUGGCUAGGCCACUCCAGGACCUUGAAAUGCUUCUUACGAAGCCACUCCUUCGUUGCCCGGGCGGUGUGUUUGGGAUCAUUGUCAUGCUGAAAGACCCAGCCACGUUUCAUCUUCAAUGCCCUUGCUGAUGGAAGGAGGUUUUCACGCAAAAUCUCACGAUACAUGGCCCCAUUCAUUCUUUCCUUUACACGGAUCAGUCGUCCUGGUCCCUUUGCAGAAAAACAGCCCCAAAGCAUGAUGUUUCCACCCCCAUGCUUCACAGUAGGUAUGGUAUUCUUUGGAUGCAACUCAGCAUUCUUUGUCCUCCAAACACGACGAGUUGAGUUUUUACCAAAAAGUUAUAUUUUGGUUUCAUCUGACCAUAUGACAUUCUCCCAAUCGUCUUCUGGAUCAUCCAAAUGCACUCUAGCAAACUUCAGACGGGCCUGGACAUGUACUGGCUUAAGCAGGGGGACACGUCUGGCACUGCAGGAUUUGAGUCCCUGGCGGCGUAGUGUGUUACUGAUGGUAGGCUUUGUUACUUUGGUCCCAGCUCUCUGCAGGUCAUUCACUAGGUCCCCCCGUGUGGUUCUGGGAUUUUUGCUCACCGUUCUUGUGAUCAUUUUGACCCCACGGGGUGAGAUCUUGCGUGGAGCCCCAGAUCGAGGGAGAUUAUCAGUGGUCUUGUAUGUCUUCCAUUUCCUAAUAAUUGCUCCCACAGUUGAUUUCUUCAAACCAAGCUGCUUACCUAUUGCAGAUUCAGUCUUCCCAGCCUGGUGCAGGUCUACAAUUUUGUUUCUGGUGUCCUUUGACAGCUCUUUGGUCUUGGCCAUAGUGGAGUUUGGAGUGUGACUGUUUGAGGUUGUGGACUGGUGUCUUUUAUACUGAUAACAAGUUCAAACAGGUGCCAUUAAUACAGGUAACAAGUGGAGGACAGAGGAGCCUCUUAAAGAAGAAGUUACAGGUCUGUGAGAGCCAGAAAUCUUGCUUGUUUGUAGGUGACCAAAUACUUAUUUUCCACCAUAAUUUGCAAAUAAAUUCAUUAAAAAUCCUACAAUGUGAUUUUCUGGAUUUUUUUCCCUCAAUUUGUCUGUCAUAGUUGACGUGUACCUAUGAUGAAAAUUACAGGCCUCUCUCAUCUUUUUAAGUGGGAGAACUUGCACAAUUGGUGGCUAACUAAAUACUUUUUUCCCCCCACUGUACUUAUUUCCCUCAUUAAAAUGCAAAUCAAUUUAUAACAUUUUUGACAUGUCUUUCUGGAUUUUUUUGUUGUUAUUCUGUCUCACACUGUUCAAAUAAACCUACCAUUAAAAUUAUAGACUGAUCAUGUCUUUGUCAGUGGGCAAACGUACAAAAUCAGCAGGGGAUCAAAUACUUUUUUCCCUAACUGUAUCCAAACAUGAGGGUUUGUACUGCCUUAUAGUAACAUGAAGAGAGUCAAUGAAGACCUCUGUAUUCCAGCCUCUUUCAGUCCGUCUGUCUGUCUGUCCGUCUGUAUGAGGAGCUGUUGGUCAUUAAGUACUGGUCUGUCUGUCUGUCUCUACAGAGCCAUGUUGAUCAUUAUGUACUGGUCUGUCUGUCUCUACAGAGCCAUGUUGAUCAUUAUGUACUGGUCUGUCUGUCUGUCUCUACAGAGCCAUGUUGAUCAUUAUGUACUGGUCUGUCUGUCUCUACAGAACCAUGUUGAUCAUUAUGUACUGGUCUGUCUGUCUGUCUCUACAGAGCCAUGUUGAUCAUUAUGUACUGGUCUGUCUGUCUCUACAGAGCCAUGUUGGUAAUUCUGUACUGGUCUGUCUGUCUCUACAGAGCCAUGUUGGUCAUUAUGUACUGGUCUGUCUGUCUCUACAGAGCCAUGUUGGUCAUUAUGUACUGGUCUGUCUGUCUCUACAGAGCCAUGUUGAUCAUUAAGUACUGGUCUGUCUGUCUGUCUCCACAGAGCCAGUGGAGAGAUCUGUCCAGAGAGGACCGAGAGACAGUGUGUGAGUCGCCCCCUGCCCCCCCUCCCAGGUGUCUCCCCGCCCCCCCUCCACCCCCACCACGGCCUUUAGACACCCCUGCCCCCCCGUCCCCCAGUCGGCCCUCAGACAAGCCCAACGGCCAGCCGCUGCCCUGUGUGGAGCCUGAGGCUGUGGCAUUGUCCAGAGAGGACGGGACAUCAGGAGACGGGCCAGAUCCAGACAGCUACAGCUCAGAGAAGGACCGGACGGAGGUGACGAGGUCAGUUCCCCUCAGGGUGUAUUCCUCUCUACUGGUUCUUUCUAUUGUGUUGCUGCUUUCUGUCUGCUUAACUCCUACUGAAGUUGGCUGUAGGCCUUUAGUACUGGGCAGACUGUUUAGAUGGCAUUCAAUUAGGACCCAUCCAGACUCGCAUUCAAUUAGGACACAUCCAGACUCAUCCAGACUCGUAUGUUUAGAUGGCAUUCAAUUAGGACCCCUCCAGACUGGCAUGUUUAGAUGGCAUUCAAUUAGGACCCCUCCAGACUGGCAUGUUUAGAUGGCAUUCAAUUAGGACCCCUCCAGACUGGCAUGUUUAGAUGGCAUUCAAUUAGGACCCCUCCAGACUGGCAUGUUUAGAUGGCAUUCAAUUAGGACCCCUCCAGACUGGCAUGUUUAGAUGGCAUUCAAUUAGGACCCAUCCAGACUUCUGUAACCAUGUAAUGAAACCCUCAUGUUAUUCCAGUCUGAGGAGGAGACACAGGGAGGAGCGGAUCGCCAGCACGGCCCAGAAGCUGCACCUAAUGAAACAGAGACUGACGGACACAGAGAGGCAGAGAGAGCGCUGGCUGUACUGGAGGCCUAUCCUGCUCAACGUGGGGGCUGGAGCUGCCGUGGCCUUGGGUCUAAUGGUGGUUUGGUUCUUCUCCCAGUGA